GAACUCGGCCGCCUCGAGGUUGGCACGGAAAGUGCGGUAGACCGCGGCAAGUCAACCAAGUCGUUCUUGAUGUCAUUUUUCGAGGCUGACAACCAUCACAGUGUGGAAGGGCUCGACACUUUUAAUGCGUGCUAUGGUGGGACAAAUGCCUUAUUCAGUACCACGAACUGGGUUUACGGCCAGGCGCAAAACGGUCAUCAUGGAAUCGUGGUCUGUUCCGACCCA
Messenger RNA from Aureococcus anophagefferens, 225 nucleotides. RefSeq lists its product as hypothetical. The transcript has a single exon. Lineage: Eukaryota; Pelagophyceae; Pelagomonadales; Pelagomonadaceae. The annotation marks the transcript as partial. Gene Ontology annotation, molecular function: hydroxymethylglutaryl-CoA synthase activity. The record is from RefSeq and is a predicted model, not a curated record. Gene Ontology annotation, biological process: acetyl-CoA metabolic process.